Messenger RNA from Oryzias melastigma (Indian medaka), 2224 nucleotides. Its product is annotated as MARVEL domain-containing protein 3. Lineage: Eukaryota; Metazoa; Chordata; Actinopteri; Beloniformes; Adrianichthyidae. Bases 877 to 1647 code for a protein of 256 amino acids. The transcript is spliced from 4 exons. The record is from RefSeq and is a predicted model, not a curated record. Gene Ontology annotation, cellular component: membrane.
UAAUUACAUUGGAGUCUACAGUUUGAGAAAUAGACGACUCACAGAUCCUCAGCUGGCAGUUUUAUUAAAUAAUACCCCCCAAACUUCAGUGUCAACAACAUCUACAGUGAAAAGACGACUUCAGGAUGCUGGAAUCACAGCAGAGUGGCAAAGAAAAAGCCUUAUCUGAGACUGAAUAAUGUGGGCCAAAGAACACGAACAUCAGAGAUGGGAAGGUUGGAAAAACGUGUUAUGGAUGGACGAUUGAAGUUUGAGGUGUUUGGAGCACAGGAGAACAUCGUGAGAUGCAGGACAACUGAAACGAUGCCGGAACAGUGACUGACAUCUUUCAAGCAAGGUGGGGGCAUCGUGAACAUCUCUGUACCCCAUCGAGCUGUUGUGGGAGCAGCUCGACCGUAUGGAACAAUAGAAAUGCACAUCCAGCCAAUCCAACGUGUGGGAGGGGCUUCUAGAGUGCAGGAAAGUUUCUUAAACUAACAGCUAGAACACCAAAUGUUUGCACUGCUGGAAUUGCUGCAAACGGAGGAUUAUUUGACAAAACCAAAGUUUGAAGGGAAAAAAAAGUAUAAUUUCAAAUAUAUAUGAUAUGUGACCGCAGGAACCUGCUCACCUGCAGCUCCGUCUUCCCCCUCCUUCAGGUGAGGUGGGCGGAGUUAUUCAGACAGAGUUUGUGAUUGUAGAGAAAGGACGUUUUUAUGGACUUUGGACUAUUUUCAUCGACCUAAAGGUUAGUUUGGAUUUGACAACAAAAGUUAAACUUUUUUUUUUUUUUUGAAAACAGUCCAGUGAACAGUAUGGUUUAAGAAACGUAUAGACAGCUACCUGCUUCAGCACGGUUUUGAGCACAUUUUCAUUAGUAAAAUACCUACAGUAGGGAUGAGUCAGCCGUCUGGUUCAAAUGAGGAGAACCCGGACACUGAUGGAGGCCAGCAGGGGGAGACAAACGCCCUCACCGGGGGGACGGCGUCUCCAUCACAGGACAGAUCACCUGGACCCCGUCAUUCCCUCCGUUUCAGGAUUCUGCGGUUCAUGUACAAAUGUAUGGACAUUUUAACCAGGAGAGGUAUCGUGCUGAUCUGUACUGUCCUGACCAACGCUCUGGUCCUGGUCUGCGUGGUCUCAGCUCAGUCUGGCAUCAUUGACAACAACCUGAACCUGCAGGGCACCGACCUGGAGCUGGUGAAGGAUCUGAACCUGGAGUUCAGCCAGAAGAAGAUUCCGGGCGCCUACGGGGGCGGGGCCUUUAGCCUGAUCUUUGGGGUCGCUUCCCUGGUGUUUGCGGUCGCUGGGAGCAAACCCCCCCUGCAGAUGCCACAGAUGUGGAUGAAGGCGGCGUUUGUGUUCCAGGUGGUGGGGGCGGUGCUCUACGUUAUAGCUGUGGGCGUCUACCUUCAUUUCGUGAUCGACGUCAACUCCACGGAUGAGUGUAAGCAGCGCGAGAGGAUCUAUUCACGAAACGGCUACACCUGGAUAAACUGUGAAGUGGGCGGGGCAGACACAGCUGCUGCUGUGUUUGGCCUGAUGACAGCCAUCCUGUACACCGCCGGCGCGGUUUUUACCAUCCAGACCUUUAAAAGAGUGUCUCGUUUUGUGCGGGAAAGAGAUGCAGAGGCAAAGAAACAGAGGAGCCAACGAGGUCCCCAAUGAGGGCUGGAGUCUGUUUUUAUUCAUGAAAAGGUCUUGUCAUUUUUAUUAUUAUGUACAUAGUUUUUUUACUUUUUAUUAUCAGCUGAAGUUAAAUGAUUGUUUGAUCUUUUUUUUUCUUUUUACAGUUGAUGAAUAAAUUGCAUUUCCUUGUUUAAAAAAAGGUUUGAUUUAUUGUCGUUAGUUGUAUAUUUUCAAAAUAAAAUGCAAACAUGAGCCCAUGAAUGCCGUAAGUAUUUGUAACUGCUGCAGAUUUGUCAGCUGAACAUCCAUGAUGAUGAUCUCCUGGUCCACCACAUCCCAAAGGGGAUCGAUUUUCCAAUAUUCUGUUGUCUAAUUAGUGAAUCUGAAUUUUAGCCUCUGUGUCCAGUUCUCAGCUGACAGGAAUGUCAUCCGGUGUGUUCUUCUGCUGCUGCAGCCCAUCUGCCCUAAGGUUGGACGUGUUGUGUUCAGAGAUGUUCUUCUGCAGACCUCAGCUGUAAUGGUGCUUUUUUGAGUUACUGAGUUGCUUUUCUAUCAGCUGCAUCUGGUCUGGUCAUUCUCCUCUGACCUCUGGCAUCAACAAGACAUUUCUGUCCAG